AUGUGUUUGCGAAACCAAAACCUCGAGCCUAUUGUGUUAGAGGAGAGCUAUUUGCGUAUUGAUAGGACGGGUCGGUCGGAUGCGCCACUUGCCUGCACUGACGGCACUGCUCUCUCUAUUUGCAGAGCCGCCUCUAAAUCCAUUAAAUCCCUCCACAUACUGACAAGCGUUUGGAUGAGAGAGUGGUACAAAAGUGGCCGUAAGGCCGACACGUGUGCUCGCGAUGUGCUCUUCAGACGUAAUGCUGAUGUGAAGAGCAGUCAAACCGAUAGGAAAAGCUCGUGUUGUGAUCACUGAUGGGCAACAGUCUACGCGUCCAAUACGUGGUUGAGAUA
Messenger RNA from Oppiella nova, 335 nucleotides. The record is from the annotation of a GenBank genome assembly. Lineage: Eukaryota; Metazoa; Arthropoda; Arachnida; Sarcoptiformes; Oppiidae.